UCUGCUCUGAACAAAACUGCCCCGCAGGUGACCUGCUGUGGCCUCCAGCCAUGAGUUUGUUUAUCCUUAGCAGUUGCCUGUCGUCUUGGCAAGAGCGGGUGCUGGGUUUGGCAGUGUCACAAAUCGACAACACGGCCGACUAACAAACACCAUGGGCCAGCGUCCGGAAGUAGGAGCUGGACAAAGUCAGAUGAGGCAUCAGGUGUCAAUGUCUGCAGAGAGGGUGAGCAACGAUUCGUAGAACUUAGUGAGGGUUGGGUGGAAUCACAAACACAGGACUUUUUACACAGGGUGGUGCUGUUAAUCCGUUCUCCAGAGCGGGCUGGCGUCAUUCAUCAGCGUGUUACGUCACGGCCGACAUCCUUCUAUCCCCCGCUCAGGUGCUGCCGCGGCCCCUCCCCAUGGCCGAGGCCAACUGGACGUACAUCUCUGAGUUCGUGCUCCUGGGUCUGUCCGAGCGCCAGGACCUGCAGCCGCUGAUCUUCGCGGGGUUGCUGGCCACCUAUGUGCUGAACCUAGUCGGCAACUCCGUGCUGCUGCUGGCGGUAUGGGCUGACCCCCAGCUCCACAGCCCCAUGUAUUUCCUCCUCAGCCAGCUGGCCGUGGUGGACGUGAGCUUCGCCUCCAUCACCCUGCCCCAGGCCCUGGUUCACAUUUUGACCCAGCACCGGGCCAUCUCCUUCGCCAGCUGCAUGGGCCAAGUCUUUGUUUUCCUGGCCGUGGGCAACAUGGAGGGCUACCUGCUGGCUGCCAUGGCCUACGACCGCUACGUGGCCGUCUGCGACCCGCUGCGCUACGCCGCCGUGGUGACGCGGUCCCUGUGCCUCAAGAUGGCAGCUGCUUCAUUGGCCGUGGUGAUCCCGCAUUCUCUGCUGCACACCGUCAUGGCCGCCCAGCUGCGUUACUGCGGCAACUGUGUGCAGCAUUUCUUCUGUGACCUGCCACCCCUGCUGCACCUCUCCUGCACCCGGCCCUUCGCCAACGAGCUGGUUCUCUUCACUGAAGGCGUCCUGGUGGUGCUGGCCCCUUUCGCCUUCAUCCUGGCCUCCUACGCCCGCAUCGGGGUGGCCGUGGCCCAUCUACGCUCUGCCCAAGCCCUGCGCAAGGCCCUCUCCACCUGCGGCUCCCACCUGACCGUGGUGACGCUCACAUACGGCAGUGUGGUCUGGCAGGGUAAAGAGGAAGGUCCUGGCUCGGGACACAUGAGACUAGCCUGGGGCUCCAUCGCUGCACUGGGCGUGGACUUUCCACCCAAGAGGUGUCUGGGGACCUUCCCUCUUAGCUCCCCCGGGACACCUGGGCUCCUUUUCCCUCAGACACGUGGCUGGUGGAACUAA
This is a messenger RNA of Pelodiscus sinensis (Chinese soft-shelled turtle), 1337 nucleotides long. The record is from RefSeq and is a predicted model, not a curated record. NCBI's taxonomy places the organism in Eukaryota, Metazoa, Chordata, Testudines, Trionychidae.